AAAGGGUGUACCUUUCGCGCAGGGACUCUCGGCUCCGGGGCGGGGAGGUGGCUUUUUUCCUCCUGGGCUUUCUAGGCGGGUCUGGAUCCUCCCUGCCGGUUCUAGGCGGAGCCUUGGUCUCCCAGCUAGACCCUGAACUUGACCCCUUCCCUUCAUAUCCGGAUCCGGGCUCUUCCCCAAGACCGCCCAUCCGGCCUCCUCUCCGAAUAUUUGGGAUCUGACCCCUUCUUUUUAAUCCUACAGAUCUGACCCCCAGUAACUCACUGUAACCCUAAAACAAUGGGCUGACUCCUGCCCCUCGCCAGCGAUCCAGGUCACCUCCCCUACGGUAACAGGGAUAACAUCUUUCCCCUGGAAUUGCAGAUUAGAUUCCUUUCCCCACCCAACCUUCCGUACCUCCAGUACCCCAGUUUGUCCUGUUUUGUAAUUACUUAGGCUUGGGCUGUGAAGGCCCCGGGACCUCAGAACUGACCCUUUGCUUUCCCACCUGGAGCCUGGCUCCUCCAGUGAACCCUCCCCAAUGCCCUGUAUCUGCAGGUCCCCAACCUGGGAAAAGAUGGCCCCACAGCCUCCGCGGGGCCUGGUCCUAGCUCUGUUCUGGGGCCUUAGCCUGUUUAUGAGCUUUCCGAGGCCUGCCUGCCUCCAGCCUUCUCCUCCUCCCCAUUCUUCUCCGCCCGCUGAGCCUCAUCCAUGUCAUACCUGCCGGGCACUGGUGGACAGCUUCAACAAGGGCCUGGAGAGAACCAUCCGGGACAACUUUGGAGGUGGGAAUACUGCCUGGGAGGAAGAGAAGCUGUCUAAAUAUAAAGAUAGUGAAACGCGCCUGGUGGAGGUGCUGGAGGGUGUGUGCAGCAAGUCUGACUUUGAGUGCCACCGCCUGCUGGAGCUGAGUGAGGAGCUGGUGGAGAGCUGGUGGUUUCACAAGCAGCAAGAAGCACCGGACCUCUUCCAGUGGCUCUGCUCAGAUUCCCUGAAGCUCUGCUGCCCCUCUGGGACUUUCGGGCCCUCUUGCCUGCCAUGUCCUGGGGGCACAGAGAGGCCCUGUGGUGGCUACGGGCAGUGUGAAGGGGAAGGGACUCGAGGGGGCAGCGGGCACUGUGACUGCCAAGCCGGCUAUGGGGGCGAGGCCUGUGGCCAGUGUGGCCUUGGCUACUUUGAGGCGGAGCGCAACAGCAGCCAUCUGGUAUGUUCGGCGUGUUUUGGCCCCUGUGCCCGAUGCACAGGACCUGAGGAAUCCCACUGUUUACAGUGCAAGAAGGGCUGGGCCCUGCAUCAUCUCAAGUGUGUAGACAUCGAUGAGUGUGGUACAGAGCGAGCCAGCUGUGGAGCUGACCAGUUCUGUGUGAACACAGAAGGUUCCUACGAGUGCCGAGAUUGUGCAAAGGCCUGCCUGGGAUGUAUGGGGGCAGGGCCUGGCCGCUGCAAAAAAUGCAGCCCUGGCUACCAGCAGGUGGGCUCCAAGUGCCUCGAUGUGAAUGAGUGUGAGACGAUGGUGUGUCCAGGAGAGAACGAGCGGUGUGAAAACACAGAGGGUGGUUACCGCUGUGUCUGCGCAGAGGGCUACAGACAGGUGGAGGGCAUCUGUGUGAAGGAGCAGAUCCCAGAGUCUGCAGGCUUCUUCUCAGAGAUGACGGAGGAUGAGCUCGUGGUCCUGCAGCAGAUGUUCUUUGGUGUCAUCAUCUGCGCACUGGCCACACUUGCUGCUAAGGGCGACUUGGUGUUCACUGCCAUCUUCAUUGGGGCUGUGGCAGCCAUGACUGGGUAUUGGUUGUCAGAACGCAGUGACCGUGUGCUGGAGGGCUUCAUCAAGGGUAGAUAAUCUUUGACAUCACCUACAGGAUCUCCUCCUACCCAGGCUGUCCCCCAGAGGUCAUCUUUCUCUCCUGACGACACCUGGGGCAGCUUGGUUUCUCUUUGAGAGUGCAGUAAACACCCUCUUACUUGCCUUACUGAGAAGCCCAGGACCCCAGGCCUAAGCAGGCAGGCAUGGUCCCUGGGGUGAAAAAGAAACCCUGAAGCUGAUGCUAUGAGGUCCUCACCUAGGGGACUGGCAGGCUCCACAUCAUGUGAAUUUCAAAAGACAGUUUCUCCUUAGGGAGGUUGCAGGGGAGCUUUGGCCCCUGCUCUGGAUGAGAGGGGUCCCCAUAGGGACCCAGGGCCACCACAGCCCUCCUGCCAGGUGCAUGCUGCCAGCUCCUGUUCUGUGUUCACCCCCUUCUCAGUCAUUGACUUAUUUAUUCAUCUCAGGAAAUAAAAGAACGUCUUGGAAACUA
Molecule: messenger RNA, 2273 nt
Organism: Nannospalax galili (Upper Galilee mountains blind mole rat)
Lineage: Eukaryota; Metazoa; Chordata; Mammalia; Rodentia; Spalacidae
Gene: Creld1
Product: cysteine rich with EGF like domains 1
Exons: 10
Coding region: 521-1819 (432 amino acids)
Molecular function (GO): calcium ion binding
Source: RefSeq, a predicted model, not a curated record